UUUCCUUCCAUUUUACCUCACAAAAAUGGCUCUUUUGAAAACCGCCUUCCUCGACCAUCUCAAAAUCCUCGCCAAUCCCCGCCACCGUUUUGCGCCCUCUUUCGUUACCCUCCGUUGCCUCUCAUUUAGUACCCCGGAAGAAGCCGCCGCUGAACGCCGUCGCCGCAAGCGUCGCCUCCGAGUCGAACCUCCGCUCUCCUCCUCUCAACGUUCCCAACAACAGGCUCAGCAGGUGACCCCACCGAGACCGAUUCAAAACCCAAACGCCCGUAAACUUCCUGAACCCGUAACGGCACUCUCCGGCAACCGCCUCAACCUCCACAACAAGAUUUUGAAGCUCAUUCGCGAGAACGACCUCGAGGAAGCCGCUCUGUACACGCGCCACUCUGUUUACUCUAAUUGCCGCCCAACGAUUUACACCGUCAACGCCGUCUUGAACGCCCAGCUCCGGCAAUUGAAGUACGUGGAUCUCCUCUCUUUGCAUCGGUUCAUUAUCCUAGCUGGAAUCGCCCCCAAUGUGAUCACACACAAUCUAAUUUUCCAAACUUAUCUUGAUUGCAAAAAACCCGAUACUGCCCUCGAGCAUUACAAGCAGUUCAUUAAUGAGUCCCCGGUGAGUCCUUCUCCUACUACUUAUAGGAUUUUAGUCAAAGGGUUGGUGGAUAAUGGGAAACUCGAGAAGGCUGUGGAAAUGAAGGAUGAAAUGACCGAGAAAGGUUUGGCUCCUGACCCUAUUGUUUAUAGUUUUUUAAUGUUCGGCUGUGCCAAGAACGGCGAUUCCAAUGGGAUUUUUAAGCUUUUUGAGGAGUUAAAAGAGAAGAAAGAUGAGGUUUUGGAUGAUGGGGUCGUUUAUGGGGGCUUAAUAAACGGGUACUUCAUGAAGGGAAUGGAGAAGGAAGCUAUGAAGUGUUAUGAAGAAGCUUGUGGAGAGAAUUCAAAGCUUAAAAUAAGUGAUGUUGCUUAUAAUUAUGUUCUUGACGCAUUAAGUAAGAACAGGAAGUUUGAUGAGGCUUUGAGGUUGUUUGAUAGGAUGAAAAAUGAGCAUAAUCCUCCUAGGAGAUUAGCUGUGAAUUUGGGAAGCUUUAAUGUGAUUGUUGAUGGAUAUUGCGCCGAAGGUAAGUUUAAGGAAGCCAUCGAUGUUUUCAGGUCAAUGCUCGAUUAUAGGUGUACUAUGGAUACUUUGUCAUUUAACAAUUUGAUUGAUCAGUUGUGUCAAAAUGGAUUGGUGGGUGAAGCGGAGGAGCUAUAUGGUGGAAUGGGGACUGAGGGGGUUAGCCCUGAUGAGUAUACUUAUGUUCUGUUGAUGGAUGCUUGCUUUAAAGUGGAUAGGAUUGAUGACGGAGCUUCAUAUUUUAGGAAGAUGGUAGAGGCGGGUUUGAGGCCGAGCUUGGCUGUUUACAAUAGAUUGGUGGAUGAAUUGGUUAAAGUUGGGAAAGUGGAUGAGGCGAAAUCGUUUUACGAUACAAUGGUGAAGAAGCUUAAGAUGGAUGAUGCAAGCUAUAAGUUUAUGAUGAAAGCACUCAGUGAUGUCGGGAAGUUGGAUGAUGCACUGAAGAUGGUUGAUGAGAUGUUGGAUGAGGAAAUCUCUGAUUUUACCGAGGAGUUGCAAGGAUUUGUUAAAGAGCUGUUAAGAAAUGUAGGGAGAGAAGAUGAGUUGACAAAGCUUAUGGAGGAGAAAGAGAGACUGAAGGCCGAAGCUAAAGCUCGAGAAGUCGAAGCUGCAGAAGCAGCCAAGAGAAGUGCCAAAGCUGCAGUUGCAUCUUUGCUUCCAUCAAAGUUAUUUGGGAGAAAGGAAGGUGAAUCUGAGUCGUCUGUAGACACUGAAAACACCAUUGAUGCUUCCUCUCGAGGUGAAGUACCGGGUGAAGAUGAGAGUGAAGGGCCUAUUGAGGAAGCUUCUGUUAUGGGGUCUGAUGCAGAUUCUAAUGCUGUUGAUGCAAAGCAACCAUUUUGAUGAAAAUAUUGUCUAAAACUGAUUGCAAAUGACAGCAGGUAAUAGCUUCCGUAUUUUGAAUGAUAAAGUCUCAUCUUUUAUGUUCA
Molecule: messenger RNA, 2040 nt
Organism: Hibiscus syriacus
Lineage: Eukaryota; Viridiplantae; Streptophyta; Magnoliopsida; Malvales; Malvaceae
Product: pentatricopeptide repeat-containing protein At3g49240, mitochondrial-like
Exons: 1
Coding region: 26-1954 (642 amino acids)
Cellular component (GO): chloroplast
Molecular function (GO): protein binding
Source: RefSeq, a predicted model, not a curated record